AUGACCGCAGACGGUGCAUGGCGAUGGGCGGAGGACGGCGAGCAGAUUGGGAAAAGCAAGAAGACGAGCAGGACUACGAGGAGCGACGCCAGCGAAGCCCGCCUGGGUGGGAGCGGGGGCGCCACGGAGAAGGACGAGAAAGGGGCCGGGGAAGGCGAUCACCGCACGGCUCCAGAGCAGAAGGAGGAGGUCAGCAGCGAAGGGAGCAAGAGCGGCAUCGCCAGGAACGUUCUCCUAUGCAAAGAGAUAGACAAUGGGAAGAUCAAGAAAGGUACAAGAGAGAUCGCGAAGAAAACCAGAGGAGAAGCCCGAGUCCAAUUGGAACUAGGAGGCUGCGGCAACAUGGAGAGGGAUCGAGCGGGGCUAGAGCGGCUCGUGAGGGGUUGGAACGAGCGCUGUACGGGAUCAGUGCAGGAAGCAGAGGAGAAAAAGGAAAGCAGCGGGGGGCUGCUCUGUCAGAUCGGGGAGGAUCUGGGAGCUGGGAUAUGGGGAGAUGAGGAAGAGGAGGACCCGACGGUGCUGUUCCUGGAGCGGCUGACAAGCCACUAA
Molecule: messenger RNA, 549 nt
Organism: Closterium sp. Naga37s-1
Lineage: Eukaryota; Viridiplantae; Streptophyta; Zygnematophyceae; Desmidiales; Closteriaceae
Source: the annotation of a GenBank genome assembly